GAUGCUGAUGUAAACACAACAUACGUCUCAUCUUCUUCCUGGAUCCAACUGGCGAGAUUAACCUAAAUCGACCUCGUCCAGUGCGACAAAACGACUAUAAUAUGUAUUAAACUAUAAACGUUGGAAGGGUGACACAAUGGACUUCUGCAUCAACCUUAAGGUGAAUUUCAGAGGAAAUUCUAAAAAUUUCCUCCUAUCGGGAUCCGAGACCAAGAGCUGGGACUCGAUGGAGGCCAUGGUAAAGCGAUCCUUUGGCUUAUGCAGCCUUCAGCUGACCUAUUUUGAUGAAGAGAAUGAGGAGGUUUCCAUCAACAGCCAAGGAGAGUACGAAGAGGCACUCAAGAGUGCAGCAAGGCAAGGCAAUCGACUGCACAUGAAUGUGUAUGAGACCCGUGGCCAACCAGCGAGGAUCUCCACUGGUAAGGGAGGAGGUGCAGAGCCAAAGCGGGGUUUCAGACCCCCUCAGCACUGUCCUGCUCUUGCCCAGGCUGUCAGUCGAAAGGUUCAGGCACUGGUUCCAGAACAAGGCAUGGUGAUCAUGAAAGAAGUGAAAGGGACCAAAGAAGAAGACAAGACUCCUCCAGCUUGGUUCACCUCAUACAUGGAGAAAUUCAAAGACCAGGUGGUCCGCGAGGCAGUGGAGAAAAUUUGCAGGGAGUUCUCUGGACAGUGUUGCAUUCACAAGCCCUUGAGUGGAAUAGGGGGAGGUAGAGGAGAUGCAAUAGCUGGGGCAGCAGUGGUACCCGAGGUUUCUUCCUUUACCCUGCCAGGAGCGCCGUCUUCUUCCACUCUUCCCUGCUCUUCCUGCAGGGGACAGACAACAGGUGGAGGCUACCAAUGCAGUGUGUGUACAUCUUGUACUCUAUGCGAGCCCUGCAGUUUUUCUCAUGAUCCGAGUCACAAUUUGGUGAGGGCUCGAACUCCACUCUCUAUACCAGAACAUGGAUCGCCCGCCCCAGACCACAGCAGGUUCUAUAGACGAGGUGACCGUAGCUUCCGAAAGGCAGAGAAGCAGCGACUUAAAGCAGAAAAGCGACUGUUGAAAGCCGAAGUAAAAGAGAUCCGUAAACAGUUAAGGAUGGAGAGGCGUGGCAUACAGUGGAGCUCUUCCCAGAGAGAUGGAAGUUCUUCGCCUGUGCUCCUUCAGCCUCGAGCCACCCAGCACAACAGUCCUGAGCGACCGAAGCGUCCCUGUCCCCUGGUGGUUCCAACCAUGACAGCGACAUUUCUGGAUGAGAACCUUCCAGAUGGGACCCGUCUGCGUCCUGGGACCAAGUUCAUCAAAUACUGGAAGAUGAGGAACACAGGAACAAUGAGUUGGAGCUCUGAUACAAAGCUGAAGUUUAUGUGGGGAAACCUGGCAGUUGGAUCAGGGGAUCGUUGGAGAGAAGUUUCUGUUCCUUUCCUCCAGCCUGGACAAGUUGGUAUUGUGAGUGUAGCAUUAAGUGCUCCCUCUGUGGAGGGUUCUUACACCUCCCACUGGCGCCUUGCCCAUUCUGGAGAGCAAUUUGGACCCAGAGUUUGGUGCAGCAUUGUGGUUGACCCUCAGGCCCCUGCCCCGAUGAUGGCCGAUGGGAUACUUGUGUCACCGUGUGUCACACCCCAGGGUAAAAAUCCAGUGCCUAAGGAUGGAAAAGUAUCCACAGCCUCGCGAAAACAGCCUUCACUUUCAGUAGACAGUGGAGAAGAAUACUACAUCCCCUCCGUGGACCUUCUCACUGCACAGGAUCUUCUAUCUUUUGAGUUGCUGGACAUCAACAUUGUCCAAGAGUUGGAAAGUGUUCCGAAUAACACCCCAGCUGACAUGACUCCCUGCAUCUCUCCUCUUCCUCAAGAUGGCCACAUGCAGGACAAAGGCAGCCCUUCUUUGGGGCUGAUACAAGAGGAGUCUGAAGUCAUCAAUAGCAUAAUGGAUGUAUCUCAUGAGGUGGGAUCUCUUGCUGAAGAAAAUGCAAUACCAGCACAAGAGGAAGGGGAGGGGGACAUCAGUGGCACACAGUUUGUUUGUGAGACUGUGAUUUGCUCAAUGACCUUGGAGGAGGCCCGUGACCACACCCCUGUGAGAGGGUCCUGCUCUGGAGCAGUGGUACGACCACCUGUUCCGCCUGGUACCUGUGUAAAAAAUGAAGAGCUGAAAACUGAGGAAAUUUUGGACAGUACUAAGAACCACUUGAAACCUCCAGCUUUACUGAAGUCCUCCUUACCAUCCCCUCUGAAAGCCUCCCUACCUGCUCCUUUGUCCGUGGUGCCAACCCAGGCGGCUGGUCCCUGUUCAGUACCAAUAACUGUUAACAUUCCACUGAUGUCCUCCACACUGCAGGAGUCCAACACCACAGAUGGUGAGGUUGCAUCCACUGAGGGUGCCGGUGUGCAGUCCAAAACAAAGGAAAGCGAGAAAGAAUCAGAGGUGAAAGAGGGAUUAAAGAAGAAAGGCAAGACGAGAAGUCGCUCAUCCUCCACCUCCUCGGAGGAAUACAUCAUCAUCCUUCCUGACUGUUUUGACACUAGCCGGCCAUUGGGGGAGUCUAUGUACAGCUCUGCUCUGUCUCAACCUGGGGACAUCUCAGCUAGCAGCACUGCAGAUCCUGAAAUCCUGAGCUGUGAGAACCCUGGCGGUACAUUCCAGGAAGAGGGCAAGGCACAUGACAUCCCAGCCACUGUAGGCGCAGACACGUUAGGCAACAGCAGUGCCAACGACAUGCUCUGCACGUCUCAGACAUUAGAUGACGAGCCAUUGACCCCUGAAGUGGUGGCACCACCUACAACUGUCCUUACACCAAGUCCGGAGGGUAUUAGAGAAGCGGCAGGAGACAAUGGUGCAGUUGACGAGGAAACUGAAGACGCCAAACUGUAUCAAACGGUGGAUGGUGCUGAAGGAAAAGAAUCAGAAGCCAUUGUGAAUACUGAGGGAGACCCUGAAGAUCCCAGGCAUACAGGUGUCACCAGUGACUUGGUUAAAGGAGCUCUGUCAGUAGCUGCUUCUGCAUACAAAGCUUUGUUUACUGGACAAGGCCCAACACAGCCUCCAGCAGAUGAAUCCACACAAGAGACCAUGAUUGCCGUACUUGUAGAGAUGGGUUUCGGGGACAGACCACUCAACCAGCGAUUGCUUAAGAAACAUAACUACAACCUGCUAGAUGUCGUCAAUGAACUUGUUCAGCUGACCGACAAUGACUGGUACUCUACACGGUACUGACCAGCGAGAACAUGGAAGAAAUAAAACACAAAUCAGGUGUGUGUGUAGAAAGCAAAAUUUCGUAGCUUUGUAUCAUAAAGAGACAUUCCUGCCCGGGGACGGAAGACUCAAACCCUGUUUCGUAACAAAAUAGUGUGUCAUAAAACCAGUGCACAACCUAAAAUACUUAAAUACAAACCACCACUACAAAAAAGUAUUGGGAACUUUCAACUUUGUGUCCAUGUGUUGUACUUAUUUAAAGGUGGCGUGGCCUUGUAGGCCUUGACUAGGACCAUCUCUUAAGGGACUAUAAAGUUCUUUCUUUUUUGUUUUGGUUAACUUUUUCAUCAUGCAUGGAAACCUUGCCAGAGAUGACUGGGAAAAACUAGGAAAUGGAAAUGAUUGGAGUUUUUAAAAAAAUUCAGAUCUGGACUAAGAAUGGGAAUUGUUUAGAAUUUAUUGUACUGUGUUUUGAGCCGAGUUUUUAUCGAUUAUGGUGUCAAUUCUCAAUGUGUAAGGGAAUUAAAUACCGCGAAUGAUAUAUAGUUAAUGUCAUCAUCAUUAUGCAGAUCAUUAAAGUAUAUGUGAUAAUCAGGGCUCGAAGUUAACUAGUGCCUUAAAAUUCUUGACUUGCCCAUGAAAACCUUGACCUGUUGAGACUUGUUAGCCAAUAAACAGUUUUAAUAAAGAAAACUAUAAAGAAAUUAAAUGAGGAAAAUGAUCUCUCACUAAUGGAAUCAUAAUUUAUAUAAUUCAUAACUUCUAUAGUAUAAAUGAAUAAUUGAAGUCACGUAGUCAUCGAUCAGGACCGAGGGCUGAUUGAAAAUAUUCGGGGAAAAUUUGAUCUUCCAUGCCGCUUAUCCUCACAAGGGUGCUGGAGCCUAUCUCAGCUAACCAUGGGCAGUAAGUGGGCUACACUCUGAAUUGGUUGCCAGCUAAUCGCAGGGGAAAUUGCAAUUGCGAUUCCUUAUGUACCACAUUUUACGCACUGGAUUAUAAAAUACAUUAGUACAACACUCUCCCGCGUUGUAAUGAUUGUUUUAGUUAUAUAUAUAUUUUUUGUUUUGUUGCUUUACUUGUAGGUGUGAUGAAUGUGCUUCUUGAGCACUUCACGAGAGGAGUAUAAUACAUAUAUACUCUAACAAAAUUGGUUCGAGGUCAUUAAUCGCAACCAGAAUUCAUUCAUAAGGGUACAGGGUUAUAAGGCGCACUGUCAAUUUUUGGGAAAAUAAAGGAUUUGAAGUGUGCCUUAAUAUUUUAUAGUUGAUUGAAAUUCAAGCCUUCUAAACAUGUAGCAUAGUGAUGCUUUUGCCAUGGUUGUGGAAAGUCCUAUACCUUUGGCCCCCAAAUGACUUAGGCCCAGCCACCUCUGGUCUGGUGCUAACAGUCUGUGAUUAGCCGCAUAGAACUAAUGAACAACUCUGAACUGAACUGAAUUGAACUGAAGAACUACUUUAAACUGCAGGACACAUUGACCACGAACACCUCACUUCAAACCUACGUUGCAGGAAUGUGCUUUCAUUCGGCGCCAAGCGUCGUGCGCUGUGAGGCAAUGAGUUCAUCAGCAACCGAUAUCAGAACUGUAUUUCCACAGCGACCAACCAUGAGGGACACGUGGCUGCUCCACUCUCACCCAUGAUUGCAAAAUCGGUGAUCCCUCCGUGUGAGGUUGUUCAGCCAUAUUGUCUCAACUCGCUGCCGAAUUGAAGCAUUUUAUGAGGCGGAGGAAAAACAAAACCUGGUAGAAUGGACGCGUCAAGUCACUUUGGGAUGUGGUAGAGAAGGCUUUGCGCGGUGGUACGAUUUGGGACAACAUAUACAGUGCCAUAAAAAUAUGAAAUUUUAAUUUUUUGUCAAGAAUCAACAACAACAAGUGGGACACAAUCGUGAAGUGGAACAAUAUUUAUUGGAUAAUUUAAACUUUUUUAACAAAUAAAAAACUGAAAAGUGGGGCGUGCAAUAUUAUUCGGCCCCCUUGCGUUAAUACUUUGUAGCGCCACCUUUUGCUCCAAUUACAGCUGCAAGUCGCUUGGGGUAUGUUUCUAUCAGUUUUGCACAUCGAGAGACUGACAUUCUUGCCCAUUCUUCCUUGCAAAACAGCUCGAGCUCAAUGAGGUUGGAUGGAGAGUGUUUGUGAACAGCAGUCUUCAGCUCUUUCCACAGAUUCUCGAUUGGAUUCAGGUCUGGACUUUGACCCGGCCAUUCUAACACCUGGAUACGUUUAUUUUUGAACCAUUCCAUUGUAGAUUUGGCUUUAUGUUUUGGAUCAUUGUCCUGUUGGAAGAUAAAUCUCCGUCCCAGUCUCAGGUCUUGUGCAGAUACCAACAGGUUUUCUUCCAGAAUGUUCCUGUAUUCGGCUGCAUCCCAUCUUCCCGUCAAUUUUAACCAUCUUCCCUGUCCCUGCUGAAGAAAAGCAGGCCCAAACCAUGAUGCUGCCACCACCAUGUUUGACAGUGGGGAUGGUGUGUUCAGGGUGAUGAGACGUGUUGCUUUUACGCCAAACAUAUCGUUUUGCAUUGUGGCCAAAAAGUUCAAUUUUGGUUUCAUCUGACCAGAGCACCUUCUUCCACAUGUUUGGUGUGUCUCCCAGGUGGCUUGUAGCAAACUUUAAACGAGACUUUUUAUGGCUAUCUUUGAGAAAUGGCUUUCUUCUUGCCACUCUUCCAUAAAGGCCAGAUUUGUGCAGUGUAUGACUGAUUGUUGUCCUAUGGACAGACUCUCCCACCUCAGCUGUAGAUCUCUGCAGUUCAUCCAGAGUGAUCAUGGGCCUCUUGGCUGCAUCUCUGAUCAGUUUUCUCCUUGUUUGAGAAGAAAGUUUGGAAGGACGGCCGGGUCUUGGUAGAUUUGCAGUGGUCUGAUGCUCCUUCCAUUUCAAUAUGAUGGCUUGCACAGUGCUCCUUGAGAUGUUUAAAGCUUGGGAAAUCUUUUUGUACCCAAAUCCGGCUUUAAACUUCUCCACAACAGUAUCUCGGACCUGCCUGUUGUGUUCCUUGGUUUUCAUAAUGCUCUCUGCACUUUAAACAGAACCCUGAGACUAUCACAGAGCAGGUGCAUUUAUACGGAGACUUGAUUACACACUGGUGGAUUCUAUUUAUCAUCAUCGGUCAUUUCGGACAAUACUGGAUCAUUCAGAGAUCCUCACUGAACUUCUGGAGUGAGUUUGCUGCACUGAAAGUAAAGGGGCCGAAUAAUAUUGCACGCCCCACCUUUCAGUUUUUUAUUUGUUAAAAAAGUUUAAAUUAUCCAAUAAAUGUUGUUCCACUUCAUGACUGUGUCCCACUUGUUGUUGAUUCUUGACAAAAAAAUUAAAUUUCAUAUCUUUAUGUUUGAAGCCUGAAAUGUGGCGAAAGGUUGCAAGAUUCAAGGGGGCCGAAUACUUUUGCAAGGCACUGUAGUUUCACAAUACAUUUGAUACGAAACAUCACAAGACGCAUCACGUUCAGAAAAAAUGGAUCGCAACUGUUUAGACUCGAUGUAAUACUACAUGGCUUGGGCAAUCAAUAUAGCUCAUAGAUAUUUUAGUCAAAUUGCUGGCCUGUCUCCACAGCUUUACCACAAAUAGACACUGACCGUUUAGCGGUGCUCAUGAGGCAGAGUGGAUAAAAAUCUACUCACAUUACAUAAGCAGAAGAAAAGGUUUUGGGAGAGUUCACGUAAAAUAGCAGGUCGUUAAAUGAAAGGUUUUUCAAACUCAUGGUUUCAAAACGAAACAAAAAUGAUUACAUAACAACAAACUAUAAAUAUAAAUAACAUCUAAUAAAGCAUAAUUAGUAAUUAAUGAAAGAACUGGAACAGUCACGGAAGAAAUAAUUAGCACAAAACAUUAUCUUCGAACUUUGUUUGGAUAUGUGACGCCGCUUUGCAAUACUUGGAGGUAUGCUACACGGUAGUUAUAUAACAACUGUGUUGGCAGCAGGUGGCACUACCAAGGGAAGUUGGUUCAAAACUUCACUGCGGGUAAUUUGCUCUAUGGCGCUAUCAAGUGGUCUUGAAACCCAAGAGGCCAAGAGUAUUGAGAAUUGUAAGGCCAUUUAUUUUAGAAAAUACGAAUGUGCUUGUGUUACGAUCUAAACAAUAUACACCACGUGCUAUAAGGAUAAUUUGCUAUUCGGGUUUAUUUGGAAAUAAUAGCUUUCCCACAGUUUUGGCUUUGAACUGCUUUUUCACAGCCCAAAAUCCACAAAAUGUGAGAUGAAAAGUGAUCAACAUUGUGUUUUUAGGCCGCUUUAUAGUGUAGUCUGUAGUUUGGAAUGAAUUUGCAAGUGUAUUUUUAAACAUUUUAUCAUAUCGUAUCAAGAUGUUUCUUAUUGUGCAUCGUAUCAUGAGUUUCAGUGUAUCAUCUCAUCCCUAGACCCUACCAACAUCAAUGCAAAAUCUUUGUGAAAAAUGAAUGCAACAAUGGAUGGAAAUAGAUCUUGUGACAUUGCUGAAGCUUAUCGAAACAGUGCAGCUGCAAAUGUGUGCCGUAAUCAAAGCUAAAGGCUUUUAUUUUAGUUUU
Messenger RNA from Corythoichthys intestinalis (scribbled pipefish), 7673 nucleotides. It is a transcript of the gene nbr1b, whose product is annotated as NBR1 autophagy cargo receptor b. The record is from RefSeq and is a predicted model, not a curated record. Gene Ontology annotation, cellular component: phagophore assembly site. Gene Ontology annotation, molecular function: ubiquitin binding. Bases 137 to 3196 code for a protein of 1019 amino acids. Lineage: Eukaryota; Metazoa; Chordata; Actinopteri; Syngnathiformes; Syngnathidae. Gene Ontology annotation, biological process: macroautophagy. The transcript is spliced from 23 exons.